UCUUUCAUAUUCCCAUUUUAAUUCCAACGUUCCUCUCUCUCUCUCUCUCUGGGUUGCAUCUUCUACUCCACUGUAGCCCCAUUUUCCUUAUUUUACGUGGUCCAAAUCAACGAAAAGAUAUCAAAUUUUUGAAUCUGUAGCUCCAAAAGUCAUGUUCCGCACCAGAGUCAGCGAUUCCAAAGAAAUGAACACCGGCAGAGUUAUCGUUGAAAAAGGAUUCGUAUACGAAAAGGAAACGCAUCUGACAGUUAUGAAAACCUCUCUGUUCUUCGCCGGCGAUGGAUUCGCUGUUUACGAUUCCAACGGUCAAGUCGUCUUCCGUGUUGACUCAUACGGUCCAGACAAUCGUGACGCAGGUGAACUCGUUCUCAUGGAUUCCUCCGGUCGUUGCCUCCUCACCGUUCGCCGAAAGAGACCAAGUCUACAUCAACGUUGGGAGGGUUUUAUAGGUGAGAGGGUGGAAGGUGAUAAGCCGAUAUUCAGCGUGAAGAGAUCUUCGAUCAUCGGAAAGUCAAACAUGACGGUGGAGAUGUUAGGUGAUCGAUCGGAGGAGUACCAUAUCGAAGGAUGCUUCUCUCAGAGGAACUGCACGAUAUAUGAUUCGGCGAAGGAAACAAUGGCGGAGAUUAGACGCAAAGUGGAUGCUUCGACAAAUGUGAUGCUUGGAAAAGACGUAUUCUCGCUCACACUGAAACCAGGUUUCGAUGGUGCGUUUGCAAUGGGUUUGGUUCUGGUUCUUGAUCAGAUCAACGGUGAUGAUGGAGGUGUUGAUGUAGACCCUACUGUGGAAGAGUGCAGUUUGUCAUCUUGAAAAUUUUAUUUAAUAUUAAAAUGGAAAUAAAGUUUGAAUUUCUCAAGUAUAA
This is a messenger RNA of Lactuca sativa (garden lettuce), 863 nucleotides long. RefSeq names its product protein LURP-one-related 12. NCBI's taxonomy places the organism in Eukaryota, Viridiplantae, Streptophyta, Magnoliopsida, Asterales, Asteraceae. The record is from RefSeq and is a predicted model, not a curated record.